Molecule: messenger RNA, 1545 nt
Organism: Alosa alosa (allis shad)
Lineage: Eukaryota; Metazoa; Chordata; Actinopteri; Clupeiformes; Clupeidae
Gene: l2hgdh
Product: L-2-hydroxyglutarate dehydrogenase
Exons: 10
Coding region: 154-1503 (449 amino acids)
Molecular function (GO): (S)-2-hydroxyglutarate dehydrogenase activity; (S)-2-hydroxy-acid oxidase activity
Source: RefSeq, a predicted model, not a curated record
UCGACUGUGUUAGCUAAUCGUUUAGCUGCCUAUCUUACUUGAGGGUCAGCUAAGGAGAGGCGCAAAUGUCUCCUAUAAAGUGGUAUAUUAGGUGCGAUUUAUUUACAUGAUGAUUUUAAGACAUAUAGCAUUAUCCCUUUGUAUUCUGGAAAAAUGAUACGAGUGCUGUCAAGUGUCUCGGCUGGGACUGUCUUACUGGCCAGACAGCCAAAGUUCGUUGAGCUCGCUGUAAGACACCAACACAUUGGCUCAUACGAUGUGGUGGUGGUUGGUGGAGGCAUCGUGGGUUUGGCCUCGGCACGGGAGCUGAUCCUUAGACACCCAACAUUAAGCUUUGCUCUGCUGGAGAAGGAGAAGGAGCUCUCGAUGCACCAGAGUGGUCACAACAGCGGAGUAAUCCACAGCGGCAUCUACUACACGCCAGGCUCUCUGAAAGCAAGACUGUGUGUGAAGGGGGCCACGCUGGCCUAUGAGUACUGCGAGAAGAAGAACAUCCCCUACAAGAGGUGUGGGAAGUUGAUUGUAGCUACAGAGCGUGAGGAGAUUCCCCGUCUGAAGGCUUUGUAUGAGCGAGGCAUGAAGAACAAUGUCCGAGACUUGACCGUUGUCGACGCCAAAGGCAUCAGAGAGAGAGAGCCGUUCUGCAGGGGUUUAAUGGCUCUGGACUCACCCUACACUGGCAUAGUGGACUGGCGUAAAGUUGCCCUCAGAUAUGGGCAGGAUUUUAAAGAGGCAGGGGGAACCGUGACAACUGAGUUUGAGGCAUCUGACAUCACUGUGGUGAGGGAGAGUCCUGCCAGGAUCUCAGAAGGUCUUAAAUACCCCAUUGCUAUUAGAAGCUCCAAGGGUGAUGAGGUGCAUUGUCGUUAUGUGUUGUCUUGUGGGGGUCUGUACUCUGACCGACUGUCCCAGAUCUCGGGUUGUAGUCCUGAGCCCCCGUAUGAUCGUGCCCUUCAGGGGGACUACCUGGUGCUCAAGCCAGAGAAACGCUACCUCGUGCAGGGAAACAUCUACCCGGUGCCAGAUCCUCGUUUCCCAUUCCUGGGAGUUCACUUCACCCCCCGUAUGGACGGCAGUGUGUGGCUGGGUCCCAAUGCCGUCCUGGCUUUCAAACGUGAAGGCUACCAGCUAUACGACCUCAAUGUUAGGGACCUCACAGAUGCACUAUCCUUUAGAGGUUUGCAGAAGCUGGUGAUGAAGAACAUAACCUAUGGUUUGGGUGAAAUGUUCAGGGGCGUGUUCAUAGGGGCACAGGUGAAAAUCCUGCAGAAGUUUAUACCUGAGCUCUCUCUAAGUGAUGUAGUCAGAGGUCCAUCUGGAGUGCGGGCACAGGCUCUAGACAAGGAUGGGAACCUGGUGGAUGACUUUGUGUUUGACGGGGGCACGGGGGAAAUUGGCAGUCGGGUGCUGCACGUACGCAACGCCCCCUCACCCGCCGCCACCUCCUCGCUUGCUAUUGCCGAAAUGGUCGCCGACGAGGCCGAGAAACGUUUUACCCUCUGACACACACACACACACAAGAAAUACCCAAAAGUGCAUACACAC